This is a messenger RNA of Lontra canadensis (Northern American river otter), 2892 nucleotides long. RefSeq names its product origin recognition complex subunit 2 (gene ORC2). The transcript has 18 exons. Lineage: Eukaryota; Metazoa; Chordata; Mammalia; Carnivora; Mustelidae. Gene Ontology annotation, cellular component: nucleus; nuclear origin of replication recognition complex. Gene Ontology annotation, biological process: DNA replication. The coding region runs from base 336 to 2072 and encodes 578 amino acids. The record is from RefSeq and is a predicted model, not a curated record. Gene Ontology annotation, molecular function: DNA replication origin binding.
UCGGUGUGCGGCAGGCAGGCCUCCCAUCCCCCAGCCGGCUUCCGGGCUUCCCUACUGGCUCUUGAGACUCCACGACCCUCUCCGGCUGUGCUUAAGCCGGAAUUUGGCCUUUCUUGCCGGGGCCCAAGCCACCCUGCCUGCGGCGCCCAGUCACCCGAGUACCGUCCGGCAGGCGCGGGGAGGCCGCAGCGGCUCCUGGCGGAGACCUAGAGGUGCGUGGUGGGACAACGCGGCAGCCGGCUUCCCUCUCCCGCUUAGCUCGGGGUUUGUGAGUUGCAGGUGACUCUACCUGAAUUUUCCAGCUGCAGAAUGUGUAGUGCUUUUAAAGGUUGGCAAUGAUGAGUAAACUGGAAUUAAAGGAAGACAAGAUCAUGGAGGUUCAGUUUGUGGGAGAUGAUGAUGUCCUUAAUCACAUUCUUGAUAGAGAAGGAGGAGCUAAAUUAAAAAAGGAGCGAGCUCAGCUUUUGGUCAACACAAAAAAAAUAAUAAAAAAGCCAGAAUAUGAUUUGGAAGAAGAUGACCAGGAAGUCUUAAAAGAUCAGAAUUAUGUGGAAGUUUUAGGACGAGAUAUUCAAGAAUCCUUGAAAAAUGGCUCUGCUGCAGAUGGUGGGAAUAAAGUUUAUUCUUUUCAGAACAGAAAACAUUCUGAAAAGAUGGCUAAAUUAGCUUCAGAACUAGCAAACACACCAAGAAAAAAUGUUUCGUUCAGUUUGAAAAAUGAUCCUGAAAUUAUGAUAAACAUUCCUCAGUGUAGCAAGGGGCAUUCUGCUUCAGACAAAGUUCAGUUGAAGAACAGCGAUAAAAGUGAAAAUCUGUCAACAGCACCUAGUGGUCUGAGGAAAAGAUUAAUAGUUCCAAGGUCUCAUUCUGACAGUGAAAGUGAAUAUUCUGCUUCCAACUCAGAAGAUGAUGAUGGCGUUGCCCAAGAACAUGAAGAGGACACUGAGGAAGUCAUCUUGAGCCAAAAGAGUCCAUCUCAGAAUAGAGCUAUGUCAGCUCCUGUUUGCAAAGAAACACCUUCUAAGAAAAUGAAAAGAGAUAAAACAAGUGAUUUGGUAGAAGAAUAUUUUGAAGCUCAUAGCAGUUCAAAAGUUUUGACCUCUGACAGAACACUGCAGAAACUAAAGCGAGCCAAACUGGAUCAGCAAACUUUGCGUAACUUAUUGGGCAAAGUUUCUCCUUCCUUUUCUGCUGAACUUAAACAACUAAAUCAACAAUAUGAACAAUUAUUUCAUAAAUGGAUGUUGCAGUUACGCCUGGGGUUCAACAUUGUGCUUUAUGGUUUGGGUUCUAAGAGAGAUUUACUAGAAAGGUUUCGAACCAGUGUGCUGCAAGAUUCCAUUCAUGUUGUCAUCAAUGGCUUCUUUCCUGGAAUAAGUGUGAAAUCAAUCCUGAAUUCUGUAACAGAAGAAGUCCUGGAUCAUAUGGGUACUUUCCGCAGUGCAUUGGAUCAGCUAGACUGGAUAGUAAACAGAUUUAAAGAAGAUUCUUCUUUGGAACUCUUCCUUCUCAUCCACAAUUUGGAUAGCCAAAUGUUGAGAGGAGACAAAAGCCAGCAAAUUAUUGGACAGUUGUCCUCCUUACGUAACAUAUACCUUAUAGCAUCUAUCGAUCACCUCAAUGCCCCUCUCAUGUGGGAUCAUGCAAAGCAGAGUCUUUAUAACUGGCUCUGGUAUGAAACUACUACAUAUAGUCCUUAUACUGAAGAAACCUCCUAUGAGAAUUCGCUUCUGGUUAAACAAUCUGGAUCAUUACCACUUAGUUCCCUAAUUCAUGUCUUACGAAGCCUUACCCCUAAUGCAAGGGGGAUUUUCAGGCUACUGAUAAAGUAUCAGCUGGAUAACCAGGAUAACCCUUCUUACAUUGGAUUUUCUUUUCAAGAUUUUUACCAACAGUGUCGGGAGGCAUUCUUGGUCAAUAGUGAUCUGACACUUCGGGCCCAGUUAACUGAAUUUAGGGACCACAAGCUUUUAAGGACAAAGAAGGGAACCGACGGGGUAGAGUACCUACUAAUUCCUGUGGACAGUGGAACGCUGAGUGAGUUCCUGGAAAAGGAAGAAGAGGAGUCUUGAAGUUGUCCUUUACUCUUGAAUCUUCUGUGGAAGGAAGGGUUGUACCCCAGCUGCCACUCCUCUGGUCUGAAGUAUUGUGUUUACAUCUAACAUUAGAUCCUUCCAGUGUACAAGACUUCAAGUUGGGAGGGGAGGAAUGUCGUCACUGAGAACCUUGAUUUAGCCUGGCUGGUACACCACCUCGUACUAUGCAGCGGUCCUCAAGUCGGAGAAAACGUGCCUUUCAUUCAUUACCUCUCUGGAGACUUCGUGCUGGAAUGAACUGUGUGCUCAGGGACUAUUUGGAGCUGGAUGUUUUCGGAUUCUUUUAUACUAGAGAUGAUAUUAUUCCCAAUUUUUUGAGGGCCUUUUAAACGCUCCCAGAGCGGACUGUUUGCAGAUGAGUUUGUUCCAGAGCAUGGAGGUACAAAAACACUGACAUCACAUAAAUCUACUUGCUCCUCUGUCAGAGCUGAUGAGUGUAAAGAAGGCAGAUCAGCUUACUCUUCUCGAAAGGCCUAACGAAAGGUGUGUAACACUGGGGAAGAGUGGGUGAUCUAGCUUUCUCUUUUGGAUUUAGACUCCAUGCUGGUGGGGUGGAGCAGGAGGACAUGACCCUCUUCAGCUGGGUUAGUGGGAAAAGCAUAAUGAGCCUACAGGGCGUAUACCCACCUUAGAAAGCACAUGAACAACAAUCAUGAUCCUUGGAAUGGCCAACAUCUGUGUCAUCACCCUGACACAAGAAGGAAGCCAGGCUAGAGAAGAAACACAGUCCUGAACUACAGUUUAGUCAUUGUUUUUAAGACAACAGAAAAUAAAAAUUCAAUUAUUCUUGUAUUGA